AUAUAGCAGAAGUAUCAACAUCAUGGAUGUCUUUGACGAAGGAAUAUGUGAUGAUAUUUUGCCAGAGGACUGGGCUAAAGUAGAGCGAUCCAGAAAGACAGAUGGCUACAAAGAGGGCAUAGCAGCUGGGCAGGAAUCAUGUCUUCAGCAAGGUUUUAAUUCAGGCUUUUCACAAGGUACGAGAGCAAGUUUCAGCUACAGUUUCAUCAAAGGAAUCAUCAAUGCCUUGAUUACCAGCCUUCAUUCCAGAGAACAAGAUUUAGAUGAUGAUGCUGUAACCCCGGCAACCAUUCAAGAUCUAGAGGCUAUAAUGUCCGAGUUAGAUUCUCUUCAGCUGGAGAUGGGCUCUACGAAGAUACGCUGUAUAAGCAGUGGAGAUACGAGCGGUUCGUCUAAAGAUGCUCGAGAGAAGGAAGAGGAAUGUCAGAAAGGAGGGAAAACAACUUGCUGUGUAGACUCAGGAAACAGUCAUAAUGACCCGUCAUCUACAAGUUCAGCAUUUCCUUGUCAUCAAAAGAGAGACAAAGUGGCUAGUGGCGAGUCUACUCAGAAAAAUGCUUCAGGAGGCAUCGAUGAAGAACAUUUGUUUUAUUCACAGUCACACAAUCCAGGACUCAAGAAGAUUGUAGAAAGACUAAAACCACAUCUUGAACAAACUCACCAUCAAGAUAUCCUCAGCGUAGCUCAUCAAUUCCUUUAGCCUUUCCUGAUUUGAGUAUGAUACGAAACAGAUUCUUCUUUCGUAUGAGGUAGUAGCAUCAUAUAUCAAGUUAUUUCUUGAAGCUGGGUAAGCCAGUUGACUUGUGCUGUAAGUACUGAUAUUGUUUUUGUUGAGUCAGUAGCAAAAUCAACAGAGACUACCACUGACUCAAUCCACGUUGAGAUUGUAGAAAGACUAAAACCACAUCUUUUACAAACUCACUAUGAAGAAAUCCUAAGUGUAUCUCAUUUAUUUAUUUAGCCUUUCCUGAUGGAGUGUGAUAUGAAGGAGAUAGUCUUGCUGUAAGUACUGAUAUUGUUUUUGUUGAGUCAGCAGCAAAAUCACGAGAGACUAUACCACUGACUCAAUCCACAUUGAGAUUGUAGAAAGACUAAAACCACAUCUUCUACAAACUCACUAUCAAGAUAUCCUAAGUGUAUCUCAUCAAUUCCUUUAGCCUUUCCUGAUUUUAGUAUGAUAUGAAGGAGAUACUUCUUUCGUAAGAGGUAGUAGCAUCAUAUAUAUAUAUAUAUAUAUACAUCAAGUUAUUUCUUGAAGCUUGGUAAGCCAGUUGACUUGUGCUGUAAGUACUGUAAGUACUGAUAUUAUUUUUGUUGAGUCAGCAGCAGCAAAAUCAAAAGAGACUAUACCACUGACUUAAUCAUUAUUUAGAUUGUAGAAAGACUAAAACCACAUCUUGUAAAAAACUCAAUGUGCAUUUAUCAACGAUUUCUUUAGCUCUUACUGAUCAAGUAUGAUAUCAGGGGUAUAGUCUUGCUGUAAGUACUGAUAUUGUUUUUGUUGAGUCAGCAGCAAAAUCAAGAGAGACUAUACCACUGACUCAAUCCACAUUGAGAUUGUAGAAAGACUAAAACCACAUCUUGAACAAACUCACUGUUAACAUAUCCUAUCGUAUCUCAUCAAUUUCUUUAGCCUUUCCUGAUUGAGUAUGAUAUGAAGGAGAUAGUCUUGCUGUAAGUACGGAUAUUGUUUUUGUUGAGUCAGCAGCAAAAUCAAGAGAGACUGCUGUUUCAUGUCGUCUGAUUCUGUAGACAUGUCAAUUCAGUUCAAUUCAAUUUUAUUUCACAUCUCUUUAAAAACACAUCAGAAGAUAUUCAAACAAAUCGGUAUAAAUUAAACAAUAAAGUAUGACAACAUUUAUGGACAUGGCACUUUGAAAGAAGAAUGAAGGUUGGUGGAUGUGAGGGAUCAACAAAGGCCAUUGGCCUGUCAAGGCUAAUCCCCUAUAUUACCACACUUUAAGAGAAAUACAUAUAAAACAAAACAAUCAAACAAACAGAUAAUAUAACAUAGCAUAAUCACAUAAAAAACAACAUAACUAACAACAUAACUAAUUACAUUAAUCACAUUAAAGAUCGAAUGAAACUACUCAUUGUUAAGAAGAUAAAAUUCAUAUUUUUUCUGAAUGCAAGAACAGUUGAGAUUUCUUUGAGUUCAUCUGUUAAACCAUUCCAAAACUGUAGGCCUUUAAAACUUAUCGUGGUUCUUGAAAAGAUAAAAUGAUAAAAAGGUACAUACA
This is a messenger RNA of Strongylocentrotus purpuratus (purple sea urchin), 2240 nucleotides long. RefSeq lists its product as uncharacterized. Lineage: Eukaryota; Metazoa; Echinodermata; Echinoidea; Camarodonta; Strongylocentrotidae. The record is from RefSeq and is a predicted model, not a curated record. The transcript has 4 exons. The coding region runs from base 23 to 700 and encodes 225 amino acids.